Molecule: messenger RNA, 2438 nt
Organism: Sesamum indicum (sesame)
Lineage: Eukaryota; Viridiplantae; Streptophyta; Magnoliopsida; Lamiales; Pedaliaceae
Source: RefSeq, a predicted model, not a curated record
UGCAGGUAUGAUUUGUCGUUACUAUUACCGAUAUAGUGUUCUUUGGGGGUGAAAAUAAUAUAGUGAUGAAAAAGCGAGAUAAGGUUGGCAGGUCUGCAUGCGCUGCAAAGAUAGCGACGCCUGGCAUCCCCAUGCAAACCUCUCCGUUUCAUUUACCAACGCGUGUCUGCGGCUCAGUCUCCCAGACACUCCUCCGCCGCACCAUUCAGAUUGACACCUUAUAUCAAACCAAGAACACACCAUCCCCACCGAAUCUUGUUCGUCUGUGCCUACUCUCCUGCAUAAAUUUGAAAUGAAAUUCAAGCUGCUUCACUACUCUGUUUUCUUGCUUUGAUAUAUACGUAUAUAUAUAGGAUGGAAUUAGAUCCGAGCGUGGAGUGGGAAAUCGUGAAUUAUUCUCCCAGUUUUGAGGAAGAAGAUGGGGAGGCCGAGGCUGAGAAGACGAGAUUGGGAUGGGUUUUGAGUGCGGGAUUGAGCGUGGGGAGGAAGCUUGUGAUCACGGGAUUUGUUGUCUCGUCUGUUCCUCUGGUUCUUCCUUCCCUCGUUGUUAUUUCCGCGCUUGGUUUCGCCUUCUCGGUGCCGUUCGGGGUUGUGUUUGCUAGCUAUGCGUGCACGCAGAAGGUCAUGAGUCAACUGCUGCCUUCACCUGCAGCCCCGAUUCAGACGAUGGAAACAGGUUUGGCAGAUGAAGAGGCGGAGGAAGAAGAAGUGGUACCCUCCCGCGUUGACUUGGAGGAAAAAGAAGAAAGGGAGGCCGUCAAGGAUGGGGUUGAGAUGAGAAUUGAAUUGGUGGAUGAUGAUUUUAGGGUUAGGGAUGAGGCUGGGAAGGAACGGGAGACCGGUUUAGGUAGCGCAGGUGAGUUUAGGGAUCAUGACGUUGGGUAUUUGGAGAGAGAAGAUGACGAGUUGCUGAACAUUAAUGUGAAAUCUGGUGGAGUAGAUGAAGUAGAAAUUGAACGACAAUUGGUGGUUGAGUCAAACGAGGACAAUGAGAAGUCAGUGUUGGUUAAUGGCGUGGGGCCUGAUGCUGGGAUUGGGGAUAGUGCUAUGGAAAUAGAUGAUUAUGCUGUGGUCGCCCAAGAAUUGGGGGAGACAGCGCAGGAUGAUGCAAGAUUCACUCUGCCAAUUUCACAAGUUGGAACUGAUGACUUAUUGGAGGAUGAGGGAAAGAACAAUGUCGGAAACAGGGAAGAUAGGGAAAAAGUUUUGGAAGAAAAAGAUGAACAAGUGGAGAAAACCCUUACUCGGGUGAAGGGGAAGGCGAAGGACAAGAACCGUCGUGCAAAGGGAAUGAAGCCGGCAAAAGAAGAGAACUUUGAUGUGAUCAGAGUUCCGCAGAAGAGGAAAGAACCCAAUGGAGAUGAGGAACAUGAGAGAUUAUCCGGGAAAAAGAUGGAAUUAUUGGAAGAAACUAGGAUUUCCACUGAGAAUAACUUGAACAUGGGCCAAGUUGAUGUGGAAGGAAAAAAGGAAAGAAUUGAAGAUGAUCCGAGUAGCGUAUUGAGUGAGAAAGAGCAAACUGAUGGAGAAAAACCUGUAAUGCCUAGGAAUGAAUAUCUGGAUGUUAAGCAACCAGUUCUACCGGAGGGUCAUCGUGAUGCAUUACUGAUUGAUGAUGCAGGGAACGUCGAUGUUUCGACAGAGAAAGAACAUGAACCUAUUAGCUUGAAGGAAAUGCAGGACUUCCAAAGUGUCAGGGAGGAUACCGUCGCUGAUGCAUCCUACAAGAUGGACAAAGGGACUAAUGUGACUCUAGGUAUGGUAGCUGAGAAUAACAAUCAGUCCAGGAUGGUAGCUGAUGACGGUGGAUAUUCGGUGGAGGUGGCUGCCAUAACAGGGACGCCUGCAUUGAAACAUGACGAGGCAGCACCCGUGGAGUUAGAAGAGGGAAAAGAUGCUGGUGCAGGAUAUAGUGGUUUACAUUCUGAUGAGGAACUGUCUCGCGACGAAGAUAUUUGGAAAAAGAUUGAUGCAAUCAGAGUGAUAGUUGGGUUCAACGCUCCACGCCGUGUUUCAUAUGUUGAAGAACUUAAGGCGUUGUACCUAUUCACUGGAAUCGAGCCUCCAUCUUCAUCCAUGGACUCUUCCGACACCCUACAGUUCUCCAAUAAGCUUAACUUCCUCAUGUCUGUCAUCGGUCUAAAAUGAUGGACAACGGCUCUUAAUCCAGUGUGGGUUCUCUUAAAUCUUGGCAUUUCUGUGUUGUUUGUGUUGGCCAAGAAUCGUGUGUCAAGGGUCGGUGACUUGAUGGUUUUUCAGUAUUCGGACAUUAUUGUAUUUGUGUUUAUAUGAUGCUUGUGUUGGGCCCUAGAAACAUCUUAUGGCAUCGAUCAAACUGCGUUGGCGCCAUCUUAGUUAAAACUUUUCGGAACCUUAAAAGCAUGAGGAUGGUAGUUAUGUGAUUGAAAAAGGGAAUGAACGGGAAAGUGUUAUUGGUC